Messenger RNA from Erpetoichthys calabaricus (reedfish), 6633 nucleotides. RefSeq names its product myosin-6. Gene Ontology annotation, cellular component: myosin complex. The record is from RefSeq and is a predicted model, not a curated record. The transcript is spliced from 37 exons. Gene Ontology annotation, molecular function: ATP binding; actin filament binding; cytoskeletal motor activity. The coding region runs from base 9 to 5822 and encodes 1937 amino acids. Lineage: Eukaryota; Metazoa; Chordata; Cladistia; Polypteriformes; Polypteridae.
GUGUCACAAUGGGGGAUUCUCAGAUGGCAGAAUUUGGCCCAGCUGCACCCUUCCUGCGUAAAUCCGAUAAGGAGCGCCUGGAAGCUCAGACUCGCCCUUUUGACAUGAAGAAGGAGUGUUUUGUGCCUGACCCCAAGGAAGAGUAUGUGAAGGCACAAGUGACGAGUCGUGAAGGGGACAAAGUCACCGUACAAACUUUAGAUGGCCGGACUUUAACAGUGAAAGAGGCUGAUGUGCAUCCACAGAACCCACCUAAAUUCGAUAAGAUCGAGGAUAUGGCCAUGUUCACUUUUCUGCAUGAGCCCGCAGUGCUGUUCAAUCUCAAAGAGCGCUACGCCGCCUGGAUGAUUUACACUUACUCUGGGCUGUUCUGUGUUACUGUGAACCCCUACAAGUGGCUACCUGUGUACAAUGCAGAGGUGGUCAACGCUUACCGAGGCAAGAAAAGGACUGAGGCCCCUCCUCAUAUUUUCUCCAUUUCAGAUAAUGCCUAUCAGUACAUGCUGACAGACAGAGAAAAUCAAUCUAUUCUGAUCACUGGAGAAUCUGGUGCUGGGAAGACUGUAAACACCAAAAGAGUCAUUCAGUACUUUGCUAGUAUUGCUGCUGUAGGUGCGAAGAAAGAUUCAGCCGCCUCCAACAAGGGGACCCUGGAAGAUCAAAUCAUUCAGGCCAACCCAGCCCUGGAAGCCUUUGGUAAUGCCAAAACUCUCAGGAAUGAUAAUUCAUCUCGUUUUGGCAAAUUUAUUCGAAUUCAUUUUGCAGCUACUGGGAAGCUGGCAUCAGCUGAUAUUGAAACAUAUCUCCUGGAGAAAUCUCGUGUGAUCUUUCAGCUCAAGUCAGAGAGAGAUUAUCAUAUCUUCUAUCAAAUUCUGUCCAACAAGAAGCCAGAACUUCUGGAAAUGUUACUAAUUACAAACAACCCAUAUGACUAUGCCUUCAUCUCACAAGGAGAGGUCACAGUGGCCUCCAUCGAUGAUGCAGAGGAGCUGAUUGCCACUGAUAGUGCUUUUGAUGUGCUGGGUUUUACUCAAGAGGAGAAGAACUCUGUGUACAAGCUAACUGGAGCUAUCAUGCACUAUGGGAAUAUGAAGUUCAAGCAGAAGCAGCGAGAGGAGCAGGCUGAGCCUGAUGGUACUGAAGAUGCCGACAAAGCAGCAUACCUCAUGGGAUUGAACUCUGCAGACCUUUUAAAGGGUCUUUGUCAUCCCAGAGUCAAAGUUGGUAAUGAGUUUGUCACCAAAGGUCAAAAUGUCCAACAGGUGUCAUACUCCAUCGGAGCACUGGCGAAGUCAGUGUACGAAAAAAUGUUCAACUGGAUGGUGGUGAGGAUCAACCAGUCAUUGGAUACCAAACAGGCCCGUCAGUACUUCAUAGGAGUGCUGGACAUUGCAGGCUUUGAGAUCUUUGAUUUCAAUAGUUUUGAACAGCUCUGCAUCAAUUUCACCAAUGAAAAAUUGCAACAGUUCUUCAAUCAUCACAUGUUUGUGCUUGAGCAAGAGGAGUACAAGAAAGAGGGAAUUGAGUGGGAAUUCAUUGACUUUGGAAUGGACCUGCAGGCCUGCAUUGACCUCAUUGAGAAGCCUCUGGGAAUCAUGUCCAUCCUUGAAGAGGAGUGCAUGUUCCCGAAGGCUUCAGACAUGACAUUUAAAGCCAAGCUUUAUGACAACCAUCUGGGCAAGUCCCACAACUUUGGGAAACCCCGAGUGGUAAAGGGGAAGGCGGAGGCUCACUUCGCACUGAUGCACUAUGCUGGCACAGUAGAUUACAACAUCCUUGGAUGGCUGGAGAAGAACAAAGACCCCCUGAAUGAAACAGUGGUUGGACUCUACCAGAAGUCUUCACUUAAGCUUUUGUCAAAUUUGUUUUCUAAUUACGCUGGAGCUGAAUCAGGUGACUCUGGUGGAAAGGGUAAAGGAGGCAAGAAAAAGGGCUCCUCUUUCCAGACUGUGUCUGCACUGCACAGGGAAAAUUUGAAUAAACUUAUGGCCAAUCUGAAGACAACUCAUCCUCAUUUUGUACGCUGCCUCAUCCCCAAUGAGCGGAAAGCCCCAGGAGAGAUGGACAACCCUCUGGUGAUGCAUCAGCUGCGUUGUAAUGGUGUGCUGGAAGGCAUCAGAAUCUGCAGAAAGGGAUUCCCCAACAGAGUAUUGUAUGGGGAUUUCAAACAAAGAUACCGUAUUCUGAACCCAGCGGCCAUUCCAGAGGGUCAGUUCAUAGACAGCAAGAAAGGAGCAGAGAAACUCUUAGGUUCUUUAGACAUUGAUCAUAAUCAGUACAAGUUUGGACACACCAAGGUGUUUUUCAAGGCAGGUCUACUGGGUCAACUAGAGGAAAUGAGAGAUGACCGCUUGUCUGCAAUUAUCACUCGAAUUCAGGCCCAGUCUCGUGGUGUCCUCUCUAGAAUAGAGUACAAGAAGAUUGUAGAACGCAGAGAUGCUUUACAGGUGAUUCAGUGGAACAUUCGUGCUUUCAUGGGUGUUAAAAACUGGCCCUGGAUGAAACUCUACUUUAAGAUUAAGCCAUUAUUGAAGUCAGCGGAGACUGAGAAGGAGAUGGCAAAUAUGAAAGAGGAGUUCCUGAAGCUCAAAGAGGCUUUUGAAAAAUCAGAGGCUCGCAGAAAAGAACUGGAAGAGAAGAUGGUUAGUCUUCUUCAAGAGAAGAAUGAUUUGCAGCUCCAAGUUCAAGCUGAACAAGACAAUCUGACUGAUUCAGAGGAGAGAUGUGACCAGCUAAUCAAGAACAAAAUACAGUUAGAAGCCAAAUUAAAGGAACUUACGGAAAGACUGGAGGAUGAGGAAGAAAUGAAUGCAGAGCUGACUGCCAAGAAGAGAAAACUUGAGGAUGAGUGCUCAGAGCUGAAAAAAGACAUUGAUGAUUUAGAGCUCACCCUAGCAAAAGUGGAAAAAGAGAAACAUGCCACUGAGAACAAAGUUAAAAAUCUGACAGAGGAGAUGGCAGCUCUGGAUGAGAUCAUUGCUAAGUUGACCAAAGAGAAGAAAGCUCUGCAAGAAGCCCACCAGCAAACCCUAGAUGACUUGCAGAGUGAAGAGGACAAAGUGAAUACUCUGACUAAAGCAAAGGCUAAGCUGGAGCAACAAGUUGAUGAUCUGGAGGGGUCACUGGAGCAAGAGAAGAAAGUGAGGAUGGAUCUAGAAAGAGCCAAGAGAAAGCUGGAGGGAGAUCUCAAGCUAAGCCAAGAAAAUAUCAUGGAUCUAGAAAAUGAUCGACAGCAGCAAGAAGAAAAAUUGAAGAAGAAAGAGUUUGAGAUUCACCAACUUAACUCCAAGGUUGAAGAUGAGCAGGCCAUAGCAAUGCAGAUGCAAAAGAAACUUAAGGAAUUACAGGCCCGUAUUGAAGAACUAGAAGAAGAACUUGAGGCUGAGAGAGCUGCUAGAGCUAAAGUGGAGAAGCAGCGGGCAGACUUAUCUCGGGAAUUGGAGGAGAUCAGUGAGAGACUAGAAGAGGCUGGAGGAGCCACCUCUGCCCAAAUUGAGAUGAACAAAAAGCGGGAGGCCGAGUUUCAGAAAAUGAGACGAGACCUUGAGGAGGCAACCCUGCAUCAUGAAGCUACAGCUGCCACACUUAGGAAGAAACAUGCUGACAGUGUGGCUGAGCUGGGUGAGCAGAUUGACAAUCUGCAAAGAGUCAAGCAAAAGCUUGAAAAGGAGAAGAGUGAGCUGAAGCUGGAGCUGGAUGAUGUGGUGUCUAAUAUGGAGCAAGUCGUCAAAGUCAAGACAAACCUUGAGAAGAUGUGCAGGACAAUGGAGGACCAAGUGAACGAAUACAAGACAAAAUGUGAAGAAAGUCAGCGCUCUCUCAAUGACUUUGCUUCACAAAAAGCUAGACUUCAGACUGAGAAUGGUGAAUUUUCCAGGCAGCUAGAAGAAAAAGAGGCUCUCAUUUCCCAGCUAACCAGAGGAAAACUGUCCUACACUCAACAAGUUGAAGAUCUCAAGAGACAACUGGAAGAGGAAAUAAAGGCAAAGAAUGCUCUAGCCCAUGCAGUUCAGUCUGCACGUCAUGAUUCUGACCUUCUCAGAGAGCAGUAUGAAGAGGAGCAGGAAACCAAAGCAGAGCUGCAUCGCAUUCUGUCCAAAGCCAACUCGGAGGUGGCUCAGUGGAGAACCAAAUAUGAAACAGAUGCCAUUCAGAGGACAGAAGAACUGGAAGAGGCAAAAAAGAAGCUGGCCCAAAGGCUGCAGGAUGCAGAAGAAGCUGUUGAGGCAGCAAACGCCAAGUGCUCCUCCUUGGAAAAAACCAAACACAGGCUGCAGAAUGAGAUUGAGGAUCUCAUGGUGGAUCUGGAGAGAUCUAAUGCAGCAGCAGCGGCACUUGACAAGAAACAAAGAAACUUUGAUAAGGUCUUAAAUGAAUGGAAACAAAAGUUCGAGGAGUCCCAAAGUGAACUGGAGAGUGCCCAAAAGGAAGCCAGGUCACUAAGCACUGAACUCUUCAAACUGAAGAAUGCCUAUGAAGAGGCUUUAGACCACCUGGAGACCUUGAAAAGAGAAAAUAAAAACCUUCAAGAGGAAAUCUCAGAUCUCACUGAACAACUUGGAGAAGGGGGUAAGAGCAUCCAUGAGCUGGAAAAAAUCCGCAAACAGCUGGAACAGGAAAAGGCUGACCUGCAGUCUGCUUUGGAAGAAGCUGAAGGCUCUCUAGAACAUGAGGAAGGCAAGAUCCUCCGCGCUCAACUUGAAUUUAACCAGGUUAAGGCCGAUAUUGAACGAAAGCUUUCUGAGAAGGAUGAGGAGAUGGAACAGGCAAAAAGGAACCACCAAAGGGUUGUGGAUUCGCUGCAGACCUCACUGGAAUCAGAGACUCGGAGCAGAAAUGAGGCUCUAAGGCUAAAGAAGAAGAUGGAGGGAGAUCUCAAUGAGAUGGAAGUUCAGCUGAGUCAGGCAAACAGACAGGCUGCUGAAGCCCAGAAACAGCUCAAAAGUAUCCAGGCUCACCUAAAGGAUGCUCAGCUUCAGCUUGAUGACUCUCUACGAGCAAAUGAUGAUCUUAAAGAGAAUAUUGCAAUUGUGGAGAGGCGCAACAACCUCCUCCAGGCUGAACUAGAGGAACUGAGAGCAGUGGUGGAGCAGACAGAAAGAGCACGUAAACUUGCUGAGCAAGAAUUGCUCGAGUCCAAUGAGAGGGUGCAAUUGUUGCAUUCACAGAAUACCAGCCUGAUUAAUCAGAAGAAGAAACUGGAAGGUGACACUGCUCAGCUUCAAACUGAGGUGGAAGAGUCUGUUCAGGAGUGUAGGAAUGCAGAAGAGAAAGCCAAGAAGGCCAUCACUGAUGCAGCCAUGAUGGCAGAAGAGCUGAAAAAGGAACAGGACACCAGUGCCCACCUGGAACGUAUGAAGAAGAACAUGGAACAGACCAUUAAAGAUCUGCAACACCGGCUGGAUGAAGCAGAGCAAAUUGCCAUGAAAGGUGGCAAAAAACAGCUGCAGAAGCUGGAGGCUCGUGUACGAGAGUUGGAAAAUGAAUUAGAAGCAGAGCAAAGAAAGGGUAUUGAGGCUGUGAAGGGAGUCAGGAAAUAUGAGAGACGCAUAAAGGAGCUCACCUAUCAGACUGAGGAAGAUCGCAAAAACAUGGCCCGCCUGCAGGACCUUGUAGAUAAACUGCAGCUGAAGGUGAAAGCUUACAAGAGAAGUGCAGAGGAGGCGGAGGAGCAGGCCAACACCAAUCUGGCCAAGUUCCGAAAACUGCAGCAUGAGCUGGAUGAAGCUGAAGAGAGAGCAGAUAUUGCUGAGUCUCAAGUCAACAAGCUGCGCACCAAGAGCCGGGACAUUGGGGCCAAGAAAACUCUGGAUGAAGAGUAGUGUGAACUUUUAUCUCCAUAGAUAAAUGGAAGAUACAAAGAUGCACCAGAAUAUAUCCUGUAGAUAAAUUGUCCCUUGCAAGCAAACAUGUCUCCUGUCUUUAUUCUCCAUUUGCAAUUUGUAUGGCAAGUAGGCUCAUUAGUAUAACCUAAGCAGGUGUAUGUCUGCUUUAAUUUAGAAUACCACUACUAAAUUAGUCAAUAUGCAAAAUGAAUUUAUAAAAUGAGUAGUAGAAAAAGAAAUCUACAUUUUGUAACAUUAAUAUCAAUCGCAGUAUGCUGACACUGUACUGAUGUAAUAAUUAAACUUUAGAGUGAGAAAAAUCAAAAUUGUAUCAUAAAUGGUAUUAAGAACUUGGAAGCACUGAGUACAUUCAAAAGAUACAUGCUGAGUGAUGCACAGAUAAUUCAAUUCAAUCAUCAUUUAUUAAAAGCUGCAUUAGUAUUUUUAUGCAGUGAUUCCCAGUCAGGAAGAAAUACUGCAUAUUAAAAGCUGCGUGCUAACAUGCUCAGCUAUUUCUGUUGACAUCCAGUAUGUAGAAUGCUUUUUUCUCAUCUUGCACAUCACCUGAAGUGAAAGCCUUCUGGAGCAGAUGCUUUGAAUGGACAAGGGUGCUUGACUUAGACUGAUUUGUUUUACAAAGAAAGAAUCAAACAGCAACACCAGAUUAGGUUUAUGAUAAUAUGAAAACAAUUUAUCAUGUUUAAAAUAGCAAAACAAAAUGAAUGCAAACUCUUCAGUAGAAGCAUUUUCACACCUCCAAAUGUCCUUGUCAGUGGUUGCAAGAAUUGAUGUAGCUAACAUACAAAAA